This is a messenger RNA of Carassius carassius (crucian carp), 1912 nucleotides long. RefSeq lists its product as uncharacterized. Gene Ontology annotation, molecular function: protein binding. The transcript has 13 exons. The coding region runs from base 130 to 1854 and encodes 574 amino acids. The record is from RefSeq and is a predicted model, not a curated record. NCBI's taxonomy places the organism in Eukaryota, Metazoa, Chordata, Actinopteri, Cypriniformes, Cyprinidae.
GGUCGUGGCGGAGCUGUGACGCAGGAGCUGAUAAACGUGGCGCGGGGGAUUGAUCGGUCGCAGUUUUGCAGGCCGCACAUCUCGACAGAGAGAGCACUGGAGGUGUUGGAUCGAUCCUGAAUCAACAGCAUGGGCAAAGUGCACUUUUAUACCCUCUGGUCUUUACGUGAAGCACCUCGACAGUUUAUACGAAAUGUCAACCGCACAACGUACCAGGUUCAGAUGCCGUUACCUUUACCGAAGAAGCUGAUCGUGUUUGGUUUAGGGGAAUGGUCGUCCUUCUCCAGUGAUACGGAGAUCUCUGUGGAGGUUCUGCUGGGUGCAGAGGUCAGGUCACAGGUCAUCGGGACGCUUUCACCUCACUCCAGGUGUCUGAUCUGGCAAGGAGUGUGGACUCCUGAGCUUCUCGCUGAAGCCACACAGAGAGGCAGGAGAGGAGUUUACGCCAAAGUCAUGCUCCGCAUCCGAGGACAGGUGAGGUCCAGCUUUAUCAGCAGCACUCCACGAAUAACAAGGAAACGUCUGGCGUUGAACCACUCCUCCAAUCCAUCCAGCACACUGCUCAGCAGCGGAGAGAGUCAUGAUAUCACCCAGAGAUCUGCUCCAGAGGGAAGCGUCAGCUGUGCAGAGCUGGGCAAAAGUCAAAUGGAGAUGCGAGAAAACACUCUUCUUCAGGGUGUGUGGCCUAUGGACAAAACUCCAAGACGCUCCAUUAUAGGAAUAAAGGGAUCUAUUUGGAGCUCUGAAGAUCCGGAAAGCCCUCAGAGUCCAAACCUAGUUUCAAGCCCAAAGAAGCGUAAACUGUGUAAAAUGUCUGCAGUAGAUUUCGAGGACGAGAUGACCGUCAAACGUGUGAAGAGCUGCAGGGCUGACUGUCCAACACAGCGCUGGAGCCAUGCCAUGUGUUUGAGUGAUCCUGAAACGGCCGUUCUGAUUGGUGGAGAGGCUGAUGACCAGGCCAGUUGUAAAGAUUCUAUAUGGAAACUUGAGAUUGAUAAUGAUUUCUGGUUCCCCGUGGACGUCUCAUCGUCUGAGGUCAGUCCUCCGAGCUCUAAAGGUCACUCAGCAACCUUUGAUCCUGAGUCUAAAGCUGUGUAUGUGUACGGUGGUCUGAGAGACGCUCAGCGAUACAGUGAUCUCUAUAUACUGGACACUAUAACUUGGAAGUGGAAGCUUGUUUCUGCAAAAGGAAAUAUACCGUCCUUGGCGUACCACAGUGCCACGUUCUAUAAGAAGGAGCUGUAUGUAUUUGGAGGAGUGCAGCCCAGCCGAUGUCCUGAAGGCAAGGUUUGCAGUAAUGCAUUGUACAUUUUCAACCCUGAACAUGGUCUGUGGUAUCAACCGAUUGUGGAGGGUGACCGUCCUCUUCCCAGGUUUGGGCACACCACCACGCUGCUGUCAAACAAGAUGAUCAUUUUUGGUGGGAGAAAAACUGCAACAUACCUCAGCGAUCUUCACAUCCUGGAUCUUGGCUUCAUGGAAUACACUGCUGUAAAAUAUGAGAACAUGCCACCAUUGGCCCGUGGGUUUCACGCUGCUCUACCCGUGUCUGACAACAGGGUGCUGAUCAGCGGAGGCUGCAGCGCUGUAGGAGCCCUACAGGACCUCCACCUCUUCAACAUAGAUACAAGCUCCUGGACAUCAGUGGUGUCUCCAUUGCUUUGCUCUAAGCCUCGUGCAGGCCACAGUCUGAUUUGUCUGGGCUCUACAAAGACUUCAUCUUCAGACCCGAGGGAUCGCCGUCAAAGCAAGAGCCUCUCUCUCCAGUGCACCAUCCUAGUAUUUGGAGGGUCAGAUUGUUCAGGAACAUUUUAUAAUGACACUGUUAAAUGCCCGGUUGAACUUCCUGUUUAGGGUCAGGGACUACAGGAUUUUUUUCUUAGAAAUGAAUCUAGGGUACAGAAAAAAACUU